AUGUCAUUCAAAAAUUUAUUACAGGAGGUUGGCUUUGAAAAUGUAGUACCGGAAAAGUUAUUACCCAGUCUUUUACAAAUUAAACCAAAUGAAGUAGAUCAAGGUAUUGCGUUGGUAUUGGCGGAAAUUCUAAUACCUGGCUCACAAGGGUUUGUGUAUACCGCUGCACCGGUUAGUUUACCUGAAUCUAAUGCUAAAGGUGCUCAAUUGCAAGCAUGUUUUAGAACCAUUGAAGAACUGGAUAAUCUCAGUGUCAACUGGUAUGAAGUUUUCAACUACUUGCAACAGAAUCUCUUUGAAUCAAGUCAAAGAAAUGUUCAACCUUCAGUAGCCAGUGUAUCACAAUUCCUAUCAUCAUUGGAUUUCAAACAGGAUCCAAUUGAUAUUUUCCUUAAUUAUGAAUGGUGGUUUGACAAGACAUUAUUGUAUAUUUUACAAACUUGUGAUGCCUCUCAAGGUGGUUAUGACAUUGCAUUGUCCAAAAACUUACUGUUGUGUUUUGAAGAAGAUCGUCAAACUUUUGGUCAACCACAAUUGAGAAGAAAUAUAUUAAAGUUUAUUAAUGUGGGAAAAUUGGAAUUGCAAGUUAUAACCAAAGUACAAGCACAACAAGUACAACAAAACUUGAGUGAACAAGAUCAUAAACUCAAUGCAUAUUUGAAUCAGGUAUUUGAGCGUGACUAUAGAGUAUUCCCCGAAUAUGUGUUGACAGCAGCAUUGUCAGUUAUUGAAAAGACCCCAUUUAUCAAUGACUUGAUAGAUACCUUGUUUUACUUGUUGAUGGAUAAUGAUUCACCGGCAUUACCUAAAGUGGUGCGUACAUUACAAGAACAAGGGCUCGUUGUGGGUAAAAUUCUUGACUACUACAAUAGUAGAAACACUUUUGCCGCUGCUGAAAAGACAGUUGCUGUGAGCUCAAAAUUGAAUAUCUUGGAUCAAGUAUUGCAACAAUUGGAGAGCAUUGACGUCAAAUUAGCAGUGAAGUUUCUUAUUGAAUCAUCGUUUUUUAAUUAUGAUUACAGAAAGAAGUUGGAGUCGAAAUUGAAUGAUCAGCAGUUGAAGAGUUUGGUUUAUCUGUCGUUGUUGGAUGUGAUUACUGAGAGAGCUCAACGAGACUACGAAACGGUUCAACAACAUCAACAACAUCAACAACAGGAGCAAUUACCAAUACAAACACAAACCAAACCUUUACCCAUGUUGAAACUUGAAACUACUUAUUACCUUCUUGAAAAAUUAAAAAGCAGUAAUGGAUUAGUUGAUUUGGAGAAGUUGAAAAAUUUACAAAUAUUAUUGUUGACCACGUAUCCAAGAUUGAUCAAUUUUGGCAAUGGUCAUGAUGAAGCCAUACUUGCAAAUGAAGCCAAAUCAAGUUUCUUCCCUGUUGAUGUUGAAUUGGAAAUGAAAGAAUAUUAUUCGAAAAUGUACAACAAGGCUCUUGAUAUACCAGAAAUCGUCAACGUUUUAAUCAAGAUGAAAUCAAGUGAUGACCCCCAUCAACAGGAUGUGUUUGCAUGCAUGAUACAUUCCUUGUUGGAUGAAUACAAAUUUUUCGGUGAGUACCCGCUAGCUGCACUAGCAUCAACGUCGCUACUUUUUGGAGCCUUAUUGGAAAAUGAUUUGAUUCAUGGUACAACUUUAACAGUGGCUUUAAAUUUUAUUUGGGAAUCAUGUAAUCAACUGCCAGAUUCGAAAAUGUUUAAGUUUGCAGUUCAAUCUUUGUACAAUUUCAAAUCAAAAUUGCAUGAGUAUCCAAUAUAUUGUAAACAUUUAUUGGAAUGUCGUUCGUUAUCAACCCAUGCUAAAAUGUACAAAAUCGUUAAAGAUGCAGCUAAUGGUAUUCCUUGCGGUGCUGGAACGAGUGGGUCCAAGAGUGGAAGUACCCCAAGUACAACUCCAGAAGUAGGACCAAAGUAUCAAUCGAUUAAUUACGUUGAACAAACAAUUGGCUCAGCUCAACAGGUUGAUCCGCCCGAGGAAAUUAGAGAUAAGUUGCUCUUUUCUGUUAACAAUAUGACUUCGGAGAAUUUACGAGUUACCGAAAUUGGUGAGGUGUUGAAGGAAGAAUAUUUUGCUUGGUUUGCUGAUUACUUGGUUGCUGAUCGAGCCAAAGCCGAACCUAAUAAUCAUGCAUUGUAUUCAAAUUUGGUGCGGACUUUAGACAACGCCAUUUUCAAGGAAUAUGUAAUGAACAUCACCAUGAAGGAAGUGUAUCACCUUAUCAGAAACUCAAAAGAUUCACGUACUGAUAGGAACAAACUCAAGAACCUUGGUGCUUGGUUGGGAAGAAUCACCUUGGCUGAGGAUAAACCAUUGAGAAGAGACUUGAUUGCGAUAAAAUUUUUGCUUGUCGAGUCAUAUGAUUUUGAUUCAUUGAGUUUGAUCCUCCCUUUUGUUUGUAAAAUCUUGAGUCAAAUUGAAAACUCCAAAGUAUUUAAACCUCCAAAUCCUUGGGUUUUGGGUAUUUUCCAAGUCUUGUCUGAAUUGUAUCAAUUUGCUGAUUUGGUGUUACAACUUAAAUUUGAAGUUGAAGUAUUGUUGAAAUUGUUUGAUAUGAAGAUUGAAGAUAUUGAACCAAGUCAAUUGAUUAGAAAACAUGAUAAAGAUCCAAGUCGUUUGGCUGCCGCGUUUGGUCUCUUGCCCCAAGCUGGUGAAAAUCUUGCUUCGGAAAUGGCUCGUUUGAAUAUAGAACAACCACAAACGUUGUCUAAUUUCAAUACUAUGGCUCAAUUGCCAUCUCAGACAUUUGAUAAACCGUUCCAGCAAUUACAAGCCCCUGGACAACUAAUGGUACCACAGCAACAACAACAGCCUCAACAGGCCAGUUCAAUGCAAUCUUACCAACAGCAACCACAACAAGGACAAGUGGAAUCUGGGGUGGAUACCAGUUUCAGUACUCUUGUUGGGAAUACUAUUUUCACUCAACAUGCCAACUUGAGAAGAGCCCUUCAAGCAUCAUUGACAAGAGCUGUUCGUGAAUGUGCCAUGCCGAUAUUAAAUAGAGUAUCGGAAGCAGUAUUGGUGACUACCGAGUUUUUAAUCAAGAAGGAUUUCGCUACCGAAAAGGAUGUUGGUAAAAUUAGAAGAUCGUACCAUAGGAUGGCCCAACAAUUGUCACAUAGCAUGGUGUUGUGUUCAGGCAAAAAGAUGCUUGCUGAUACCAUCGAGGCGACAAUGUUGCAACUUCUUGGUAACAAUCCUAGCGAGAUACCUAUAAUGGAAUUAAACAGUGCUAUUCAAUCAAAUGUGGGACUUUGUGUUGAUAUUGUCGAUAAAAUUGCUGCAACUAAUGUAACUGAUUUGAUUGAUGAAAGAAUGAAACCAUAUAUUUUGAAACGUGAGCGUCAUGCUGGUGACGAUAUAUUUGUUGAAGAAGGUACACCUGAUUAUUCAUUGAGAUUGCCAGAACCAUUGGGAUUGAAUCCAAAAGGAUUGAGUCCCCAACAAUUGAAUAUUUAUGAGCAUUUUGGUGAAUUGAGAAAUGAGCUGCUUGAUGGUCUUCGUGCUGCUGGGUUAACUCCAACUGGUGCACCAGCAAUUCUCGCACAUCCUCAACCACAACAACUUGCUCAACAACAGCCACAGGCACAAAUGCAGGGUCCGUCACAACUUGGUCAAGAUUUCCCUGUGCAACAACAAACAUCGCUUGUUCAAGAGGAUAUCAUACCUUUGGAACAAUUGUUUACUGCUAUUACUCAAUAUUGUGAAAAAGCGGUGCUGUUAGUAUCUGAAGUGUCGGAGAGUAAAUUAUCCGAUUUGCCUCCAAACCAUCCAAUUAUGGCAACUUUAACUCAAGCAUUGGCCAUGGCCCAAAGCAAUGCGUUGAAGUAUUCUGACUUGUUAUUGAGAGCUGCGCAAUAUGCUGUAAACUGCUUGUUUACUCAAGUGCACAAUAAUCCAAUGAGUAAUGAAAUAUAUGUUGUUAUUCUUGACAAGUUGUGUGAAUUUUCUCCCUCAACGGCUAAGGAUGUUAUUUGGUGGUUAGUUAAUUCAUCAGAUCAAAGGAAAUUCAACAUGCCAGUGAUUUUGUCUUUAUUGAAAGUGCAAUUAAUCCAACCUAUCAAGCUUGAUGAAUCGAUUAGCAAAUUGAUUAAGGAAUCGCAUAAUCCAGCAAUUGUCAAAUUUGGUGCUAGUUUGUUAUUGAAUGUGUUCACUGCUGAGGAAUCAGUACGUCCAAUUGCAUUGAGAUCGGAGUUUGCCAAGACUUUGGAUGCAUUAUAUGAAUAUAAGAAAUUGCAAUUGACUAGUGAAGAAGAUAAGCAAGCUCAAAUUGAAGUUGAUAAAUUGUUUGAUGUGUUGAAUACGGCAAAACCAGCUACAUCUGAAUUGUAUACGCAGUUGGGUUAUGUCUUUACUGAAUGGGUGAGGUUAUUGAGUCAUGGUGAUCAAGAUACUAGAGCUGCACAAGAGAAAUUUGUUGCUGGAUUAGUUGAGCUGGGAAUCUUAAACAAUGCUGAUUACUUCAAGACGUUUUGGAAAGCAGGCAUUGAUAUAUCGACACUUGUUUUCGCUACUGAGCAAGAACUUAGAAGUAGGACACAACAUGAAGCAUACUUGUCAAUUGAUUGUUUGGCCAUUUUGAUCGUGAGGAUUGUUUUGAGUGUUGAAGAUGAACAACAAGCAGUCCACUGUUUGAAAAAGAUUAUUGCUGUGAUUGUAUUGAAUUUGGUAACUGAUCAUGAAAAUAAAUCAGCUUGGAAUGAUCGUCCAUAUUUUAGAUUUUUUUCAUCAUUGUUGUCCGCUUGGAGUGAUGCGUCAAUAUUGGAUCAAGAUGCAACAAAGAAGCUUGAUGUUGAUUUCUAUACCUUUCUUGGUGAUAUUUUCAAUUCAUUACAACCUAUUGUUCUUCCCGGUUUUACAUUUAGUUGGAUUGCAUUGAUUAGUCAUCGUUUGUUCUUACCACAAAUUCUUGAAUUACCUGAUAAAGUUGGAUAUGGAAUUGGUGUGAAAUUGUUGACUUCGUUAUUGAAGUUUCAACAAACUUAUCAAAACAAGGAAAGUAACCAUGAUGUGUUGAAUGUGGUAUUCAAGGGAAUCAAUAGAAUCUUUGUUGGGUUGAUUCAUGAUUAUCCUGAAUUUUUAGUUGAAUGUCAUUACCAAUUGGUUACUGCUAUUCCAAGAGGAUAUAUUCAAUUGAAAAAUAUCGUGUUGUCGGCCACUCCAAAGGAUAUAAUUGUACCAGAUCCAUUUACCCAAGGCUUGAAAGUUGAACGAUUACCAGAAAUUAAUGAUGCUCCAGUCAUUUACUACAAGCCGAUUGAGGAUUUGGCAAAAGUUGGUUUAAAGAAACCAGUGGAGAAUUUCUUGCGCAUUCCAGCACCUGGAUUAAUGAGAACGAUAUACAAUGGACUUAAAUUGAUUCAACCGAAGACAACAGAUGAAUUUGGAUAUACAGAAACAACCACAUUCAAUGCUAAAUUAAUCAAUGCAUUGGUGUUACAUGUGGGAAUGAAUGCAGUUGCUGAAAGAAGCCCCACAAAUCGUGGGUUCAAUACUAAGACUUCACAAGUUGCAUUGCUUGUUGAUUUGAUGAAUUAUGGAUCCAAUGAGUUCAAAUAUAUCAUGUUGAACGGUAUUGCUAAUCAAUUGAGGUACCCCAACAGCCACACCCAUUGGUUUAUUGGAAUCAUCUUACACUUUUUCAGUUCAAAUUCAAUUUGGAAUUCAUCAACAAGUACCAAAUUGGCAGUUCAGGAGAUUAUAACUAGAGUUCUUUUGGAGAGAAGAAUUGUCAAUAAGCCACAUCCUUGGGGAUUGACUAUAUUGUUUACUGAGUUGGUUAAGAAUGAGAGUUAUGGGUUAUUUGAGUUGCCAUUUGUUAAAAACUCGAUUGAUGAGAUCAAGACUAUAUUUGAUACUUUGUCUACUAAUGUCAAGGGAUCAAGUUGA
Lodderomyces orthopsilosis Co 90-125 is the source of this 5886-nucleotide messenger RNA. RefSeq names its product CCR4-NOT core subunit (gene CDC39). The record is from RefSeq and is a predicted model, not a curated record. Bases 1 to 5886 code for a protein of 1961 amino acids. Lineage: Eukaryota; Fungi; Ascomycota; Pichiomycetes; Serinales; Debaryomycetaceae. Gene Ontology annotation, molecular function: molecular adaptor activity. Gene Ontology annotation, cellular component: P-body; CCR4-NOT core complex. The transcript has a single exon. Gene Ontology annotation, biological process: nuclear-transcribed mRNA catabolic process, deadenylation-dependent decay.